Molecule: messenger RNA, 6939 nt
Organism: Durusdinium trenchii
Lineage: Eukaryota; Dinophyceae; Suessiales; Symbiodiniaceae
Source: the annotation of a GenBank genome assembly
AUGGGCGAGCGCAGCACUCGCUCGCGCCUCCAUGUGCGCGUUUCUGCGGCGGGAGGUCAGGAGCUCUAUGCAGCGAAGGUGCCGAGCGACUUUGCAGUCAGGGACUUGAAAGAAGAGCUCCUGCUGUUGCUUUGGAUCCCUCGCGAUCAGCAACACCUCACGCUCAAUGAUGGGCAAUGCGUCCAGGAAGACACCAUGAAGUUGAAGGAUUUGCACGCCAUGAAGCAGGAAGAGAUGGAGCUCUAUCGCAUGCUGAUCUCGGAGUCACCCAAGCCACCGCGGGCUUUCGAUUUGGAUUUCAUCCUCUUCGUCACGAGCGGCUUCUACUUGCUCCACUGGGAGGAGAAGCCCAAGUUCCGCGCCACGAAGUUGCCGCUCUCCUUCCCGCUGCUCGCACUGAACCAGCGGAUCUUUGUGGAAGAGGUCCUGGAAGCACCUCCAACGACGCCGCUCUACGUGGGCGACGAGAUCCGGGAAGUCAACCACCGUCCGGUGAGCAGCUUGAAGAAGGGGGAGUUCUUUCAGCUCUUCGACCAAGCGUUGUAUGGCGGGGUCUUCAAGUUGCACCGUGGAAGUCUCGACUGUUACUUCCAGAACCGCCGGUCACCUGAAGGAACAUCGGUUUCUGCGGAGCUCUCGGUCUUUUGCAUCAUCGCCAGCAUGUCCGACGAGGAGGUGUUGGCCCUCCGGGUCGCCGGCGGAACCACCGCAGGUGAGCUUAAGCAGCAGGUGGAGAGGCAGUUGCACGUCCCCACUUUUUGCCAGCAGCUCGUACACGAGCGUCGGGCGCUGGAGGACACCGCAGUCUUGACCAGCCAAGAGCCGAUUGGGCUUCGCUUGAUCCUGCUACGACUGGCACUUUUUACUCAAGAGGAAUUGGGCCAUGCCUUGGCCUCGGGGAUUCACGCUGAUUUGGGUUUGGCCUUUUGCGAUCCGGCCUUUCUACCACCAGGUCGGGUGGCUGUGGCCGCCGUGGCGCCGGCGGCGUGGCUGGAGAUCCUGCAGUUUCUAGGCGAAGAAGAUUUUGACGAUUUGGCAGAUGGUCAGGUCGUUGCAGUCCUCCCUCGAGAUGACUAUGAUGCGCUGGUGCGUUUGGGUCCGUUGAACUUCCUCUUCCAUUCUGCAGACGUGCACCGCAGCGAACCUCACAUACCGCAGGAGCUUGAGCAGCCACUGGACCCACCAGAUGUCACGACGGAUGAGCUGCCGACCACAUCCGUGGCUCCGCUGUCGACCGCUCGGCCGGAGCGGCCGUUCCGGCGGGCAGUGUCGCGCGUGGUGGAAGAUACCAGUUCUGCCAUCCAAAAGGAGGCAGAGGUGAUCCGAGAGACUGCGGAAGCCCAGAAGCAGCUCUUCGAGCGCCUCCGCCAGGGCGACGAAGCGCAGCAGGCUCUUGGUGGUCGAUGUGAACAUCUGGAGAAACGCCUCUCCGAGCAGGAGUCUCUUCACCGAGAGACUAAGGAGUUGGCCACUCGGGCCAUGGAUGCCGUCCCCAACUUGGAGGCGAUGAGCCUGGACCGCUUGGGCGAAUUGGAGCUCCAGCUACAGCGUUUGCAGCAAAGCCAUUUGCAGCGACAGGCCGACAGCCGAGCAGAGGUGGAGGGUUUGGAGGAACGAGUAGUGUCGGGCUUCGAGGGACAUCAACAUCUACAGGAGGCUUUGAAGGGCCUUCAAGAGCAGCAGGAGCAGCUGCAGCUCCGCUGCGGUGCGUUGGAAGCACAGCUGCUCGAGCUGCCCAAGGCCCAGGAGAAAGCGUUCUUGGAGAUGAGCCAACAGGACUCCCAAGUGGCCAAAGAUCUUCGAGGUCUCCAAGCACGCCUCGAAGCGACCGAAGGCCUUCUCUCUGGGGCCAGGAGCAAUGAGCAAAGCCUGCAGGAUCAGUUGAGCAGCUUAGAGCAGACGCUGGAGGACCGGCAGCGGAGCGUCGUGAGGGACCUGGAACAAUUGAAGACGGACUGCAGCAAGGAGUUUGCGUUUGCUCAGUCCACUUGGGCGAGAAUCAUUGAUUGGCAGGCUCAGGUGGAUGUCGCAACCUUGCAGCAGCAUGGCAAGCUUGAUCUCUCCAGGCAGGUGCUUCCAUGGCUGCGGGAGUCAGUAGCGCCUCACUGUCUCACAGGGUUCCUGAAGAAGUUGGCACGAAGCCAUGGCAGCGAGGAGGCGUGCCGCCUCUUGGGAGCCCUGCAGGAGCGUCGAUUGGAAACCAACGUCAUUCACUACUCAUGCGUGAUGUCCGCCUGCGAUGCUGAGAGAAAUUGGCCCUUGGCACUCCAAUUGCUUCAAGAGAUGAGUCAAGGAGAACUGCAAGCAGAUGUCCUGGUCUACAAUCAUGCUGCACAUGCAGUGAGCAGUUCCAGCUGGCAACUGUCCGUGGAGGUGUUGGAGCGCGCACUUCAGGCUAAUGCCUGUGAUGAAAAGACCUUUGGCAUUAUAUUGGCUGCAGCUCCGCGCAGUGAACAAUGGCUGGAACGGAUGGAACGAGAAAGGAUUUGGCCUAAUACCAUUUGCUACAAUGCGGCAAUAAGUUCGUGUUCCGAUUGGCCGACUGCUUUGCAGCUCUUCUCCUCCAUGCAGUCAAAGAAUGUGCAGCCAGAUUUGCGCACCUGCAACGGUCUUCUGUCGAAGGUGCCCAGUCGAACGGCGGUGAACUUCUUCGAGGAGAUGUUUGCCCUCACUGUGACGCCAGAUGAGAUCUCCUACAAUUCGGCCAUCCACAACUCCGAGUGGCAGACAGCCGUGAGUUUGCUGGCUGACAUGGACUCUCGCUCGCUUCGCUUGAAUUUGCUGGCAGCGAGUAGCGCUGUGAACGCCUGCACACGUGCCAGUGAAUGGUGGACAGCGCUGCAGUUGGCGAACGACAUCUUCUUGGGGGAGAAAGGCCUCCGGCGCCUCCGGCCCGACCGGAUCGCGAUCACCGCCUUGCUCAGCGCAUGUGACAAGGGUGGUCAAUGGGCCUUGGUUUUGGAGCUCCUUGAAGAUGGAGACUCCUUAGACACGACCAGCCUGAGCAUUGCAAUGAAUGCCUUGACACAUCACGGGCAGUGGCAGCGUGCAUGCAAUUUGUUUCACCAGGCGAAGGAUCUGGACCGUGACCUCCGCUCCUAUACUGCUUUGGUGCAUGCGUGCGGCGAGGGUGCCCAAUGGGAAUCUGCAUGUGGGUUACUUGAAGAGGUAUCAAUGCCAGAUACCGUGAUGUUUAAUGCUGUGAUUGCUGCCUGCAGCUGGGAUGUUGCAAUUGGACUGAUCCAGAAGAUGAAGGCAGUUGGGUGCAAGAUGAAUUGUUUGACCUUCGGAGCCCUGACCUCUUCCGCGGCUUCCUCAAAGCAGUGGACUGUGGCCUUGUCGACUCUAUUGGAGAUGCAUUCCAAAGGAAUCGAAGCUGAUUUCAUGUGGAAGAAGACGAUGGCGAGCUUUGACUCCUCAACCUGGCCAAAAGCUUUGAAGUUGUUGCCUUUGGCUGAAAGCUACGGCACGGAGGGCGUGCAAUGGCUCUCAUCCCAUGUCCAGGCUUUGGAGUCGGCGGGACGGAGGUUGCCUUGGGAAAAGGCCUUAGCCUUUCUGGAGGAGCCGGCGACUUGGGGGUCGUCGCUUCCUAGCUUGGAGGCCUUCAAUGCUGUGAUUCAUCUCUUCGAGAAGGCUGGCGCUUGGGACGCAGCGCUCCGAGCCUUCUCAACGAUGCAGGACUUCUCGGUGGAGCCCAAUCGAGUGAGUGUGAACAGUGUCAUCAGCGCCUGUGAGAAGUCGCGACGUUGGCGUUGGGCUCUGAAGCUCCUUCAAGAGCUGCUGGAGGAUGGCAAUGCUGAUGAGGUCUCCUACAAUGCGGCCAUCAGUGCAUUGGAAAAGUCUGGGCAGUGGCAGUACACCUUGCUUCUGUUGGAGCAAAUGCUGUCACCCGACCAAAACGAGGUGUUGCCUGACCAGGUCAGCUUCAAUGCUGCCAUUGGCGCAUGUGCCAAGGAGGAACACUGGGAAGGCGCACUCUCGCUUUUCGCUCUUAUGCAGAGCCGACAGAUUCAGGCGGAUGAGAUCACCUACAACUGCCUGGCUAGUGCCUGUGAAGCGGACCGAUGGCAGUUCUCCCUGUUUUUCUUGUUGAACUCGACGGGAGUGGAGCGAGUGGAGCGUGGCGAGCUGCCCACCCGGAUCUCUCAGGACGUGGCAUCCCAAGCCGCAGAGCUGCUGAAGCUCGUGGAUCCUGGAGACUUUCAACUCCAGGCCUUAGCAUCUACCCUUUGGUCGCUCCGUUCAGCUCCCUGGACCGUUGCGCUCCGCAGCGAGCUACGCCGGCGCCUGCGCAGCGGCCCGCUGCGCGGGGCGCGCCAGGCACAUGGGGAGCUGCGGCGCUUGGGGCUGAGGCACCUGGCCACCUUGGGACAAGUCUUGGCAGCAGAGCACGACACAAAGGCGGAGGAGUUGGAUCUGCUGCGGAAAGAAAUGGCAUGGCGGAUGGAGACCUUUCCCAUGGAGUCCAUGUCCGACGUGGCGCUCAAAGACUUGGCGACCGCCGCGCUGGCACUUCUCUACGCCACCGAGUGUGCUGUGUCCGGCGCCGUGUCCAGCGCCGUGUCCGGCGGACGGCUGCGGGUGGCCUUGAACGAGCUGCAGUGGCUGGAGGAGCACCACAACUCGGUGCGUGCGCCGCGGAUUUGCAACGGGGGUUGGGCGGCAGCCCUGAAGGAGUUGCUUGCAAGCCCAACACGUCUUCAUGUGACGCGCUUCCGGCUGCGCUUGAUGCUGCAGGGCUGCUUUCAGGUUCUGUCGGAUUCGGAGAUUCUCAGUUUGCCACAGAACUUGGAAUUGGUGCUCUUAGAACUUCUACCGCCCAAAGUCACGCACACCGAGCGGCUGAUCGGCGCCUGUAUGCAGAACCGCGUGCACCGGGUGGAGACGUUGCUGCAACUGCCUCAAGAUCCCAAUGACCAGGACGAGGAAGGACGAAGGCCCUUGCACUUUGCGGCAGCGGCGGGACACGUGCGCUGUGUGAACCUCCUUUUGGAGGCUAAGGCAUCUCAAGAGCCUGCCAGUGACAACUUGGGGCGUGCCUGCCCUUUGCACUUCGCUGCGGGCCAGGGACACUUGGAGGUGGUACGUGUCUUGCUAGCUGCAGGUGCUGAGAAGGACCAGGAGACAGACGGGGGAGCAACUCCCUUGCAUGUGGCAUGUGAAGAGGGCUAUGCAGAUGUGGUGCGGCAUUUGAUUGAGUGCGGUGCUGACAAGGACAAAGCAAGGAGCGACGAUGGUGCAACACCUUUGCUGUUGGCCUCACUGGAAGGUCAUUUGGAGGUGGUUCGCACCUUGCUGGAGGUGGACGUGGACAAGGAGAAGGCCACCAGCGACACGGGCACCACACCGUUACACGAGGCCGUGAGACACAACCGUCGCGAGGUCAUGCAGCUGUUGCUGGAACGUCGUGCUGAUGCUGACCGCAUGACGAUGCAACAUGGCCUAACACCUUUGCACAUUGCAGUGCAGGAAGGACAUCAUGAAGGCAUUGGUCUUCUGCUGGACUUUGGUGCGGAGAAAGACAAGCCUUGCAGGGAUGUGGGUGCUCCCCCUCUCCUCCAUGCUGUGGCUUUGAACCAGCUUCCGAUCGUUAAAGUCUUGCUGGAGAGAAGGGCCCAGAUAGACAAGUCCGCUGAAAACGUGGGUAUCGCGCCUUUGCAUGUCGCAGCUGAGCGUGGCUCUGUGCCCAUCACGCGUCUGUUGCUGGAGUUUGGUGCGGAUCGGGAUUCCAGUAGCGCAGCAGGUGAAGUGCCCUUGCACUUCGCUGCUUCGCAGGGACAUCUGGAGGUCUCACGGCUUUUGCUGGAAGCAGGUGCUCAGAAGGAGUCUGCCACCAGGGAGCUGGGGAUCACUCCACUCCAUCGAGCUGCUCAAGAAGGACACCUCGAGGUGGUACGUUUGCUGUUAAGCGCGGGAGCUGCCAAAGACAAAGCAAUUCUAUCAGAUGGUGCAACGCCCUUGCUUUUUGCAGCCAUCCGCGGGCACAUGGAGGUCUGUCGCCUGUUGCUUGGAGCCAACGCUCCCAUCGACCAAGCCACGAGCGAUCGUGGGUCCACCCCUUUGCACAUGGCAGCGCAGGAGGGACAUGUGGAACUGGUCAGGUUCUUGGUGGCUUCCGGUGCUGACAAAGAUCUGGCGCGGACCGACGAUGGUACGACACCUUUGCUCUUGGGCGUUUUACAGGGCCACUUGGAGGUGGCGCGCGUCUUGCUCGAGUUGGGUGUGGAGACGGACAAGGCCACGACAGAUGAUGGAACCACAGCUUUGCAUUUGGCUGUUCGGCAAUAUGAUCUGCACAUGGUCCAACUCUUAUUGGACUUCGGUGCCCGGCCAGAUGUGACUAAUGCGUUGGGCGAUCGGCCUCUUGAUGUGGCUCUACGGUAUGAGGAUCAGGACAUGGUGGAUCUGCUCAGCUCGUCCGUCCACCCGAAGCGACGCAAGUUGUGCCCACGCUCGACCGGCCGCUUGGGCCAGCUGCUGGACCAGCGUGCUGCCACCACUGCCCAACCCGCGCCAAUGCUCAGUGCGGCAUCCUCGCCCUCUUCUGCAGGGAUGCUGGGGGCGUUAGCACCACAGGUCCUAUGGCACGGCGGAAGCUGUUUGGUGCUUUGGAAGCCCCCGCACUGGCAGGUGGAUGAAAGAGAGCCCAAAGAGGAAGUGGAGAUCAUCCGUGAUGGCCGUGGCUUGAUGUCGCCCUUUCUGCAAGCGAUGUUGCCCAAGAGACGGCAUCCAGUAGUCUACGACCCCAUGCAUCAACGCGGCUUCCUACAUCGCCUGGAUGUGCCCAGCUCCGGGCUGAUCGUGGCCGCUGCGACCUACCAAUCCCUCCACGACCUCAAGUUUCAGCUCUCCACAGGAGCCUUGCAGCGCGAGUACCUGGUACUUUGCCAUGGCCAUGUCUCGUCUGAGCGGCACAGCAUCCAGAGCGAGAUCACUUGA